Messenger RNA from Anopheles cruzii, 2813 nucleotides. It is a transcript of the gene Vha26, whose product is annotated as V-type proton ATPase subunit E. Bases 139 to 819 code for a protein of 226 amino acids. Gene Ontology annotation, molecular function: proton-transporting ATPase activity, rotational mechanism. NCBI's taxonomy places the organism in Eukaryota, Metazoa, Arthropoda, Insecta, Diptera, Culicidae. The transcript is spliced from 5 exons. The record is from RefSeq and is a predicted model, not a curated record. Gene Ontology annotation, cellular component: proton-transporting two-sector ATPase complex, catalytic domain. Gene Ontology annotation, biological process: proton transmembrane transport.
CGGGGAAGAAAAUCUUUCGUGCCAAAUCGUAAUUUCAUUCGGGUCGAAUCGCAACUACAACGCGCACGUGAAACCACGGCUCUGGAUUGAAACUUCUGCUUUACGUUUGCCGUUUGCAUCACCAACUCCACCAGCAAAAUGGCUCUUAGCGACGCAGAUGUCCAGAAACAGAUCAAGCAUAUGAUGGCCUUCAUCGAGCAGGAGGCCAACGAAAAAGCAGAAGAGAUCGAUGCAAAGGCCGAGGAGGAGUUCAACAUCGAGAAAGGCCGUCUGGUGCAACAGCAGCGUCUGAAGAUCAUGGAGUACUACGAAAAGAAGGAGAAGCAGGUUGAGCUGCAGAAGAAGAUCCAGUCGUCGAACAUGCUGAAUCAGGCGCGUCUGAAGGUGCUGAAGGUACGCGAAGAUCACGUUGGCAGCGUGCUUGACGAAUGCCGCCGACGUCUCGGCGAGAUUACCAAGGAUGCCGGCCGUUAUGGCGAAAUCCUGACUGCUCUCAUCGCUCAGGGAUUGCUUCAGCUGAUGGAAGCCAACGUGCUUAUCCGUGGCCGUCAGGUGGACGCCCAGGUUAUCCAAAACAUAUUGCCGGCGGCUGUUGCAGCGUACAAGUCGAAGUGUGGUCGCGAUGUGGUGGUUACGUUGGACACCGAGUCCUUCCUGCCGGCCGAUAACACAGGCGGUGUUGAUCUUUUGGCACAAGCGGGGCGUAUUAAGGUUUCGAACACUCUUGAGUCCCGGCUGGAGCUGAUUGCUCAGCAACUGGUACCGGAAAUCCGUAAUGCCCUCUUCGGUCUCAAUAUGAAUCGUAAAUUCAACGACUAAAGGACUCCGGGCAAGCGAGUUCAAUGCACGCCAGCACUGCGCAUCGUGAGGGGCACGUUCAGGAUACGCGCCAUUACAUCAUGCAUGGGUAGUAUGGUGAACACACAAUAUUCACGCAAAGGACACACAAAACAGUGCAGUUUCAUCUUUUCAGAUAGAUUUUGUUAAAUGCCGUUUUCAAAUAUUCAACAUAGAUUUUCCUUUGACACCCAUUCACACAAAUCGAUAGUCAGAGAUGCAAGAAGCACGUAACAGUGUAGCGCAUUACCUUAUAGCUUGAGGAGCUUAAAGACCAAUGACCGCAAGCCGGCUGGCGAAUGUUUCCAGUGCGUUUAGGUACCACUCAAGACCAUUGUGACCGUGCCUAAACAUCUAACGGUACUGCCAAUAACACCUCGGUACGGUGUUUCUUUUUCCUCGCUAUCCCCAACCGCAAGAGUAGCAUUUGCUGUCUUCUUGCGUAUGUGAAAUCAUGUGCUUUUUUUCGUCCGGCAUGAUCAUGGCGAAUCCUUCGUGACAUACGCCCACGCUUGUUUGAGUUGUCGCGGAGUUCAACAUCUGUGCAGUGAUCCUUUUUAACAUCCAAGCCGCAACAGCAGGGAGAGAACACUGUAAAAUGGCCACUGUUUGGUGCUGAAGCUGACUGGCAUAACAAUCACCAGACGGUUGCGUUUUGGUCUCAGGCCGAAAAUGAGUAACGUAUCCGCAUAACGUUAGUAAUGCGAGACUCGUUUCCGUCGUUUAGUUCAGGACUGUUUGUUGUUUUCUUUUUGGUGGCCACAACACACACAUAAACCAGGCCUUACGCAGAUUAUAUAUAGGAACUAAGUUUUAACCAAAACGUCAUCUUCUAGUGGUGCGUUCAAACUAUAAUUGUUGUUACAUGUUAUAAUUGUUUUCUUAUGUUUAUCGCAUUCGAUUGCUUACAUUUGGGUCAUUUUUUCUUUCGUUGCCUCAACGUUAAACAAACACAUACUCUGCGUGGAUCGCAAUAGUUGUGGCACUCGCGCUGCGCCAUUGCUGCACACCAUGCGGUCGGUAUGUGUUGCAUUGCGGUACUUGUUCUAUGUAUGUUGCAAAUAUUUUCCCAACAAAAGCUAAACUAAUAUUUUCCCAUUCUUGGCUCGAUAAGUAAGUGUGUGGCGUCGUAGGAAAGGGCCAAUGGUGUAUACAUCCGUCAGCGACCGUUGAGUUAUCGAGUUUGAAAGUUGCCAAUGAAGAAAAGAGAAUAUGGAAAAUAGGCAAUCCGAUCCAAAGUUCGCUUGCCAAACAAACCCAACGAUACAUUCCUUAACGUUCAUUCCUUACCUUCGAUGGAAAUGGUGUGCAUCUUCUUCCACGGCUGUCAACAACAACGCCUGUCGUCUGGUGGUCUCCUUAAAUCGCGAUAGAACAUCAAUCAUUGUUGUUUCGGUAGAACAAAGGGUCAAUUGUGCUCUCCGUGUCGUGAGCAAAUACAUUUGCUGCACUUCUUCGUCAUACUCGGCAGAUGGCGUUUCGUAUUUAUUUUCGUGCCACAGCAUCUUGCUUUGAGAACACCAACAAUUGUAGUCAAACUCUUCUUGCUGAUCGCAAAGCAAUGGCAGAAAACAGAUUGGAACAGAUUGUUUGUCGGUGUUUUUCGAUUGGGAAAGCAGAAAUGUUUAACGUUUUGUAUCGGUGUGUGAUCGUGUCGGCUUUAAAUUUUGAGGAUUUAGUAUGCGUCAAAAUGUGUGUGAAUCACACCACCAUCAAUCGUAAUGGAUGAAUCGUUAACAAAUUAUUGGCAGUGAGCUACAUUCUCCUUUCAAAUUGCGUCCUUUUACCGUCUGCUUCCGAGAACCCUUCGAUGAGCGGCUGUCGAAGGUAUACAUCAGUGGUCCUCGCCUUAGCACUGCCACACAAAGUAAGAAACAAAACAAAUAUAUGUAUAUUGGAAGGAAACAAACGUUAAAUCUUAACUAAGAUAAAACAAAUAGAAGUGAAGUAAAACUACCAAGAAAAUACAAAAAAAA